UAUUAACAGAUAAUCCCGUUUGAGUAUAUGCAUAUCAUAGUUUACCCUAGAAAGAUGGGUUCGAAGACAAAGAUAGCGUUACUUAUCCCAGGUCUGUUGGUCAUGUUCAUUUUGAUUUCCCCAAAGGUGGCAAUGGCAGCUAGGAAUUUUGAAGAGGGCAAAUUUGUUAAAGAGACAAAUGAAGCGGGUGAUGGCAGAUUAGUAAAUGAUGUUAAAAUCCCAGACAUAGGUAAUAGAGGUUUUGGUGGCAUCACAGGCAUUGUCGGUAGCAUCCCAGGCACUGUCGGUAGCAUCCCAGUCAUUGGUGGUAUAACUCCAGAUAUUAUCGGUAUCAUCCCAGGUAUUAUCGGUGGCAUCACAGGUAUCAUCCCAGGUAUUGUCGGUGGUGGCAUCCCAGGUAAUAAUGGUUUCCUCCCAGGUAUCGGCGGUGGCAUCUCAGGUAUCGGUGGUGGCAUCUCAGGUAUCGGCGGUGGCAUCCCAGGUAUCGGCGGCGGUGGCAUCCCAGGUAUCGGCGGUGGCAUCCCAGGUAUCGGCGGUGGCAUCCGAGGCAUCAGAGGUGGCAUCCCAGGCAUCGGUGGUGGCAUCUAUGGUGGUGGCUAUCCCGGUCAAAGAGGAUACAGAGGAGGAUUGCGUUGCCCUUAUGGCUGUUGUGUUUGGACUGAUGGAUAUUGCUCAAGUUGCUGCACAAUCUGAGGAUUUCACCCACAAAUAAGAUAAGACAGUGUAGUUCUACUUUUUUUUUUUCUUUAAUCAGCCAAAUAAAUUUUAUAUAAUGUGCAGUUCUACGUACUUCAUAUUCUAUGAUUAAAAUUUCGUGUUGUGUGUGAGAGGCAUGAUGGAGGAGAAGGAGGCUUGUGUUUUCCUCUAACCUUUCUUAUCAUAUGGAUAUUUCACAAUUAAAUAAUUUGUAGUAUAGUGUUAUAAGUUUUACCGCAUACUGAAAUAUCAUGUAGUUUGUCACUUUACUUCUGUUCAUCUAUAUAUACUAUUAUAAGUUUGUCUUUUUU
Molecule: messenger RNA, 1007 nt
Organism: Vigna umbellata (rice bean)
Lineage: Eukaryota; Viridiplantae; Streptophyta; Magnoliopsida; Fabales; Fabaceae
Source: RefSeq, a predicted model, not a curated record